Triplophysa dalaica is the source of this 294-nucleotide messenger RNA. RefSeq names its product parathyroid hormone 1b (gene pth1b). Gene Ontology annotation, cellular component: extracellular region. Gene Ontology annotation, biological process: intracellular calcium ion homeostasis. The record is from RefSeq and is a predicted model, not a curated record. Lineage: Eukaryota; Metazoa; Chordata; Actinopteri; Cypriniformes; Nemacheilidae. The transcript is spliced from 2 exons. Gene Ontology annotation, molecular function: hormone activity. The coding region runs from base 1 to 294 and encodes 97 amino acids.
AUGUCACCCAUACGUUUUUUGGAGAAAUGUAUUCUUAUCAUUGUGCUGUGGGGUCUUUGCAGUUUGAUAUCUCUAGAGGGUUUGCCAGUAAGCAAGAGGUCAAUCAGUGAAGUUCAGCUCAUGCACAAUGUUCGUGAGCACAAGCAGGUGUUAAACAGACAAGAUUGGCUUCAGCUGAAACUCAACAACAUUCUCAUACCCACAAUGAACGACUCCCAAAAGGAGCAAAAAGGAAAAGAUGACGGCUCAUCCAUCAGACGUUUAAGAAAGGGGGAGAGUGCCUCUUGGAUCUGA